AUUCCGAGUCAACUAUUUUUCUACUCAACCAACCCUCACCUUUCAAUCCAGAACUUGCAUAUUAGUUUUUCAGAAAUUUCGUGAUGUUUCGAGCAUUUUGUUGAACUCUGUACUUCCAUUGUAUCUCAAUGAUGAAGGAUAUAUUAUUUAAUUGUAAUCAAUAGAUGACCGCCAAUAAUUCAGUCAUCAGAUGGUAUUUCUGUAAUUUUUUCGUUUCUGGGAGACCGUAGAAGUUAAGAGACAGGUUAACAAAAUUGGCGCGGAAGCAUGUCAAAUGAAAACUGGUCUGAUAGUAAACAAAUUUAUUCGGAUUGGAAAAAUAUUUCAUAUUUCGUGUAAUGAGUUUGCUCUUCAUCUCAAGAAUUUGUUCAUUGUUAUAUUCUGUAGCAUCAGCGAUCAACUGCAAAUGGUCAGGAAAAGUGCAAGCGGUGGAGUUAAUUCCAUAGGGAAAGGAGGGGGUAGUAUGCCCAGUAAUGAAGAAUGUGGAAUUCGAGAUGUCUGGGGGCAUAAUUUGGAGGAAGAAUUUCGUACUAUUCGACAGGUUGUUCAACAGUAUCAGUAUAUUGCCAUGGAUACCGAGUUUCCUGGAGUUGUUGCAAGGCCAAUAGGUGAAUUUCGAACGAGCGCUGAUUACCAAUAUCAAUUGUUACGUUGUAACGUUGAUCUUCUAAGAAUUAUCCAACUGGGUUUGACUUUCCUCGAUGAAUCCGGGAAUACGCCGGGUGGGAGUUAUACAACGUGGCAGUUCAAUUUUAAAUUCAAUUUACAGGAAGACAUGUACGCUCAAGACAGCAUUGACAUGCUCCAAAACAGUGGGAUACAGUUCAAAAAACACGAGGAAGAAGGAAUUGAUCCCCUUGAUUUUGCUGAACUUCUUAUGACAUCCGGAAUCGUCCUUGCCGAUGAUAUUAAGUGGUUGUCUUUUCACUCUGGUUACGAUUUUGGAUAUUUAUUAAAGCUACUUACUGAUCAAAAUUUACCACAAGAGGAGAGUGAAUUCUUCGAAUUGUUAAGGAUAUAUUUUCCCACCAUCUACGAUGUUAAGUAUCUCAUGAAGUCAUGUAAAAAUCUCAAAGGUGGACUUCAAGAAGUCGCCGAGCAGUUGGAAUUACAACGAGUUGGGCCUCAGCAUCAGGCCGGCUCCGAUUCAUUGCUGACUGGAAUGGUCUUUUUCAAAAUGAGAGAAAUGUUUUUCGAAGACCAUAUCGAUGAUGCGAAAUACUGCGGCCAUUUAUAUGGUCUGGGUACCUCAUUUGUGGUCAACGGUGCUGGAGGAUAUCUCGACAGCAAUGGCGACAACUCGUCCUCCUCGUAAUGACUGAAAAAUUGAG
Fopius arisanus is the source of this 1331-nucleotide messenger RNA. It is a transcript of the gene Pop2, whose product is annotated as CCR4-NOT transcription complex subunit Pop2. NCBI's taxonomy places the organism in Eukaryota, Metazoa, Arthropoda, Insecta, Hymenoptera, Braconidae. Gene Ontology annotation, cellular component: CCR4-NOT complex; P-body; CCR4-NOT core complex. Gene Ontology annotation, molecular function: poly(A)-specific ribonuclease activity; nucleic acid binding. Bases 275 to 1315 code for a protein of 346 amino acids. The transcript has 7 exons. The record is from RefSeq and is a predicted model, not a curated record.